ACAGUGUCGAGAAGAAGUUACUGAAGAUUGAAUUAGGUAGAUGUGUUCCAUCGAUCCGAGGAUGCCGCGUGUGUUGGUUUAACUGUCAACAACUUUAUUUACUUGCUUUAUCCUCUUAUCCAUUGGGGUGUAGAAUAGGAUGCCUCAGGAUGGGUUGGGGAGUAAGUCGGGUGGGAAGAAGAGGUCAGGCGGUGUUCCUCGCGUGCGGAGUCACACGGACGCCGAGCUGCAGUACUACCGCGACCAGGACCACGACAACCUCCUCCCACCACCCUUCAGAGCCCGACUUCAGGAUCUGUUCAUACAAAUAGAAAAGGAAUUUGAAGCUCUGUAUGCGGAAAAUUUUGCUUUGCAAGACAAAAUUGACGGCCUCACCGAGAGACUGGAAAGAGAAUCUGUCAUAGGAGAGCGUCCAGGCGGUAAUGAUGAGAAUGACGGAGCGUCCACAAAAGGCCUGAAGAGUAAAUCUGGGGGCCAGAGUUCACAGAAGGUGAAGGCAGCCAACAAACUGCGUGUUCAAACCUCCAAGAUUGUCUCCAGCUUUAAGAAUGACACUGUAUCUUGCCGAAUGGUACGGGAGUAUGUUGGUCACAGAGACGGAGUGUGGGACGUGGCAGUGUCUCGCGUCGGCACACCAGUCAUCGCUACAGCUUCUGCUGACCAAACAGCAUGUGUGUGGGGCAUAGAUGGGGGUCGGAACUUGCUGCAGUACACUGGUCAUUGUGGGUCUGUUAAUUCAGUCAAGUUUCAUCCAACGCAAGACUUGAUUCUCACAGCAAGUGGUGACCACACUGCACAUGUAUGGCAAGCUGCCAUCACUCCUGACCAGCUGCAAUUAAACAUGCAGAAUCAAAAGCAGGAUUACCUUAUUGUACAGCGUGUGCAUUCAUCGGAGGAUGAAGUUGAUGGCAGUGAUCGCGAAGACGAAGAUGACGGAGGGAUGAUGUGUGUGCGAGGUGAUGGUGGAGGAGCAGCCACACUGCGCACACCACUAAAGGAGUUGACAGGACACACUAGUGUUGUGAUCGCUGCUGACUGGCUGCCAGGUGGAGAUCAGGCAAUUACUGCUGCCUGGGACAGAACAGCCAACCUUUAUGAUACACUUACUGGUGAACUACUUUCUCAGUUAAUUGGUCACGACCAGGAACUGACUCACUGCUGUUCGCACCCAACUCAGCGCCUUGUAGUGACUGCCAGUAAAGACACUACUUUCCGAUUGUGGGAUUUCCGCGAGCCAAUACAUUCUGUAUCCGUCUUCCAGGGACAUACAGAGAGUGUGACAUCAGUGUCCUUCACCAGAGAAGACAAGGUAGUGAGUGGCUCUGAUGAUCGAAGUGUAAAGGUGUGGGAUGUGAAGAACAUGCGAUCUCCACUUGCAACUAUCCGCCUUGACUCGCCAGUUAAUCGCUUAGCUGUUUCACCCACCAACGUCAUUGCUAUCCCCCAUGACAACCGCCAUGUACGUCUUUAUGAUCUCACGGGAAACCGCCUUGCGAGAUUACCACGGAGUAACAGACAGUGUCAUCGUCGCAUGGUGUGCAGCGUGGCUUGGGGUGAGGACUCGCUGGGGGCUCGCUGCAACCUCUUUACCGCUGGAUUCGAUCGCGUGGUGUACGGCUGGUCUAUACACUCAUUUAAGGAAGGCAAAGACUGAGUAUUUCAUAUCCUCAGAGCUUAAGGGAUCCUUUCACUCACUGUCGUUGGUGCAUCUGUCUCACCUUAACAGGACUGAUUUAAUGUUUCUGGACCUAUAUCUUAAUUAGUCCCAUCGUGAGCCUUCAACAGUUUCAUAGUUGUUCUUUUGUAUAUAAAAUUUUGUUCGUGGUAACCUGCAGUCUUCAUACUGUACCAUCCUGCCUUGUUUGCAUCAUCAGAGGCUUUUACAAGUACAGUAAUGUAUUCUUAGUUAAGGGGAGUGCCCGGCUGAAGCACAAAAUUCAUUAUUAAUUCAUUAAUUAAUAUAAAUUUCCUGUCAGCAAUUAAGGACACCAGAUACAUUGUUGCUAUAUCAAUUUUCAAAAUCCUACUUCUCCAUAACUUCUUGCUAAAUUCCGUUGAAAUUCAUGUGUAAUAUAAGUAAUUUAUUCCUCUUGAACGAGACAUAUAGAUAUUUCUGAUUAUCGCUUUUGUUUUGGGUGCAUGAAUUUUUUUCAUAACUUACCAUUUUUUCCUCAAAAUAUUUAUAAAGGUAAAACAGCAAAUAAUAAACUAAGCCAAAUAGUAUAAAGAAAAUCUAUAUGUUCAGCCAUGCAUAAUGUUAUUCUACUACUUUGAUUUUGUUUUAUUAGAAUCGGUCCAAAAAUAGCCAAGCCCUUAGGGCCGAUAAAGGUGGCGUGAGAGCAACUCAUGAUUGUACCUCACUCUUGCAUGUUUGAUGGGUAACUGACUCUUGUCCUGUGGUUAGCAAGCUGAGAAAGGUGCCGGAUACUGAUUUCUACCAAGUGAUUGGUAUUAUACUUUACACCAAACUAUUAUUAUGAAUACUUUUCUACAGCUUUUUCUACAUAAACAGAAGAGCCCUCUAAAUGAAGGGAGGUAGAACAAUGAUGCAUAGCUACAUAAAUAUUACGAAUUAUGCAAUAAAAAUAUGUCAGCAUAUGGCCAUAGGCAACAGCUUUCCUCAGGAAUUAUUCUGAAUAUUUUCGUGAUUUUCAGAUUUUCAUCGUAUUUUAAGCCGUACGCUCCCCUUAAAUUAAGUCAACAUUUACUCCAGAUAACAUAUCCAUCCAUAAAUCCUCCAAGAUCUUCAUGUUAAUGUAAGUGUAAUUUAUCCACAAGUAUAAUUUGAGUCCAUGUAUAAUGAUUUCAUUUAUUCUUCGUUUGUCCAAAAUGAAUACAGUACCAUAAGAUUUACAUGUGUCUGAGAAACUAUGAACAGGUGUUGAUUUGAUUUGAUUUCAUUCCUAAUAGGACUUACACGUCUGAACAGUAUUUAUAUACAGUAGUCAGUUUAAAGUGGUGACAGGAUGUAAUAUUAGUGGGAAUAUUUCAGGUCCAGUAUAAUGGAUAUGUAAUGUUGUGUAUGUUGACGUGUUUGAGACAUACAAGUUUAUAGUUAAUAGGUGUUCUGGCAUUGCCUGUGGGUGUUUGUAUAAAUUUGAAAGAGUAAGAUGAGAUUGCUUUACAAUUUUCUUGCUGUAGUAACUGCUGUUUUGGUAUUAACAGUGACUUGAUAAGAAAGUUUCUGCAAGUGAAUGAUACUUGGUCUCCAGUUGCCUAUAUCACUGAAAACUGGUGUUUUAUUGUGUAAGCCUUACAGAAAAGUAUUUUUAUUUAACAAAGUUUGGAAUGUGUAAAUAAUUGCAUAAAGUGAUGGCUAGUAAACUUGUACACUAUUGCCAAUAUAUAUGUAAAAUACUGUAGUUCAUGUAAAUUACUCUCUAUAGGAAUCUAUUAACUACUGUACACACUGUUGCCACUGGGAGGUACUAUACUUUAUUUCAUAGGAUAAGAAAUUAGAUGAAAUUUAUAUCAUUGUCAUGUGUACUAAUAUAAUCAUUCCUUAAUCCCAUACCAAGGAUUAAGUCUCCACCCACUUUUAGAAGCCUUAACACCUUUUACAGUUCACAAAAGUUGACUGGUUGCUGAGAGAGAGAGACACACAGGUAAACCUCCACACCAUAUACACUGUUAUUUUUUUUCUUUAGUAUUUAAUAUAUUAUUAUAUCAAUUGAAAACUUAAUUUUCUGCAGUAAACAUUAAGAUGAAGCUGUGGCAGACUAUAUACCCCUGUAUAUUGAUUUACAGGAGGACACUCUUACCAACCCCUAACUAGCAACAUUAAUGAAUCGUAACGAGUGCUAUCUUCCAAAAGUGGGCUGGGCAUAAUUGACAGGUUGGUUCUGUAAAUAUUUGUACAGGUGAUUCAGCAUCAUUGUGUUUCAAAGAGGCUUAACAUAAUUAUUAUUAAAGCAUGUUGAUCAUAUUUCACACAUGUUAUAGUUGCAGCAUUAUUUUUUUUUGUUCUUCUCUUCUUAAAGCUUUAUUUAGUGUAUAUUUUAUCCUCUCUUUAUUAUAGGGUAAGGUUUGUCUAGUCAGAAGCAUUUUGUGUUCUGAACCAAAGUAACCAAACAUGAGUUAUAAUUUAGGGUGGUGUUUGUCAUCUAAAUUUUAAUACAAAGAACUAGGGGGAAAAAAAUCUGAAGUAAAUGGGAAAUAUUCGUACGAUUCAGAGUGGUAUCUUAGAAUGUGAAUUUAUACUGUAAUUUUUUAUGUUCUUGCCAAAGACUUACAUUUUGUGUUCUGGAACAAUAUAGCAAUGUUUCCUAUGAAAAAAAGUUUGUGUUCAGUAUUAUGAUUAGAACUUUCAUAAAUGUCUAUACUUGGA
This is a messenger RNA of Homarus americanus (American lobster), 4327 nucleotides long. RefSeq names its product WD repeat-containing protein 37-like (gene Wdr37). NCBI's taxonomy places the organism in Eukaryota, Metazoa, Arthropoda, Malacostraca, Decapoda, Nephropidae. The transcript has 13 exons. Gene Ontology annotation, cellular component: preribosome, large subunit precursor. Gene Ontology annotation, molecular function: protein binding. The coding region runs from base 140 to 1654 and encodes 504 amino acids. The record is from RefSeq and is a predicted model, not a curated record.